UGUAAACAAUGAAAUCUGCAUUCGUGUGCAGCUGUGUCGAAAUUUCAACAUCGUGUUAUCGCGGUGGGCGAUUAGAAACAUAAUUUAAUCGUGAAACGAUGUAAAAUAUAAAUUAAAGGAGUACGCCUUCACCGUCCAUGUAGAAUACUCAUAGAAAUUGGUGUUCAAAAUGAAUCAAGAAAUUCGAAUAAAGGCUAAGCCUUUCUAUGCCGUGCUUGUGAUACUAGCUUUUUUGAUAAUCUAUAGUAUAAGUUCCAAUCGGGACUGUGGUGAUGAGGAACAAAUUAAGGCAGCUUUAGAACAAAGCCUAAAUCGGGAAGCUUUCCAUCUGAACCAGAAAGGACCAACAAUUUACGCCAUAACACCAACCUACGCACGACCCGUACAAAAAGCAGAACUUACAAGAUUAUCCCAUGUGAUACGUUUGGUUCCGAAUGUUUUUUGGGUUAUAGUGGAAGAUGCCGAGAAUACUUCGCAAUUGGUAUCUAAACUUCUAAAGAAAAGCGGCCUUAACGAAAGAAGCGUCCAAUUAAGCGCUAAAACCCCGACCAACUUCAAGCUACAAGGUAAAGAUCCGAACUGGUCAAAACCGCGAGGCGUUGAACAACGCAAUAAAGCUUUAGAAUGGGUCCGGAAGCAUUUGGCUGAAAAUGGUGGACGUGAAAAGCAUUCAGUCAUUUAUUUUAUGGAUGACGAUAACACAUAUAGUACGGACCUGUUUGCUGAAAUUUCAAAAAUUGAGCGAAAUAAGGUUGGAGUCUGGCCAGUGGGUCUCGUAGGAGGACUCAUGGUAGAGAAACCGGUUUUGAAUCGAGACGGCAUUGUUCUAGGAUUCAACAGCGAAUGGCGACCAGAGAGACCAUUUCCGCUCGAUAUGGCAGGUUUUGCUAUCAGCUCUGAUUUGAUCUUGGAUAAUCCCCAAGCGCAGUUCAGUUAUGAAGUUGAACGUGGUUAUCAGGAAAGCGAAAUACUCCGACAUCUCACGAUAGUUCACGAGAUGCAACCAUUGGCAAACAAAUGCACCGAAGUUUUGGUAUGGCACACGCGUACCGAAGUGCCUAAAUUGGAUGCAGAGAAAGUACUACAAAAGGCUGGGAAACGAUCCGAUGUUGGCUUAGAGGUCUAAGCAAAAUAGCACUGCUGUGCCGUUCAGUCCAUAUCAAUUUCGAAUAUUGUCAGAGCGUAUAUUAGAAUGUAUGUAGCAAUCACGUUGCCAACGCUAUUUAUGAAGAACACAAGAGUCGUCCAUAUCUUACAGUAUUAAAUAAAAAUCAUCUUUUUCAACUAUUUCACAGCUAUAUACCCUCAAUUUCUAGUAAUGUAGGGAUUUAUCAGACCUAUGAUGAUAUCAUUGAAGUUUAGAGGUCCAAAAUGUACAGUAAAUAUCUUACGAUAAUUGAGAGAACGGUUUAUGUUUUUCCCACUUUGAAUGCUCAAAUAAAUUAAAAUACUAUUUUAAGAAAAACUACACUUUCUCAAUACCGAAAUGGAAUAGAAAUAAAAAGAGUUCACAAAUGCCUGUAUUUAAAGAGAAUGAUUAAUACUUUUCCAGUUCCAUUUUGAUCAAGUGUACACAAUUAUUACUAAAGGGUGGAACGAUCAACAUUUGGUCGAAGAAAAAUGUUGGUUGGUUGUUUACGUAAAAUCAUUUUAUUUUUCUAUCAGAAGUUCAAUCAGUGGGCCUUAUUAUAGAAAUCGAAUCGAGGAUUCGAUACAAUCACUAUCACUAUCACACCGAGUAAAAUUUGGAAUUAUAGAAAUCGAGGAAUACAGCUCGAUUCGUUACUCUGCUCGAAUGUCACUAAGCACUACACUGAGAGAAAUAAUUAGUAAAUAUAACGAAUUUUUUGGUAAA
Molecule: messenger RNA, 1855 nt
Organism: Toxorhynchites rutilus septentrionalis
Lineage: Eukaryota; Metazoa; Arthropoda; Insecta; Diptera; Culicidae
Gene: GlcAT-I
Product: galactosylgalactosylxylosylprotein 3-beta-glucuronosyltransferase I
Exons: 3
Coding region: 170-1126 (318 amino acids)
Biological process (GO): carbohydrate metabolic process; chondroitin sulfate proteoglycan biosynthetic process
Cellular component (GO): Golgi membrane
Molecular function (GO): galactosylgalactosylxylosylprotein 3-beta-glucuronosyltransferase activity
Source: RefSeq, a predicted model, not a curated record